AUGAAGAAUGAAGAUGAUGAAGUACAAGAUGAUGGGGAUAAUAAAGAACAAGAUAAUGAUGAUGAUGAAGUACACGAUUGUGAUGAUGGUGAUGAUGAAGAACAAAUUUAUGAUGAUUAUGUAGUACACGAUUGUGAUGAUGGUGAUGAUGAAGAACAAGUUUAUGGUGACGAAAAUGAGGAUGAAGUACAAGAUGAUGAUGAUGAAGUAUAUGAUAUUGAUGAUAAUAUACAAGAUGAAUGUAAGGAUGAAAUACAAGAUGAUGAUGGAAAACAAGAUCAGGAUGAAAUACAAGAUGAAGAUAAGGCUAGAAUAUAA
Apis florea (little honeybee) is the source of this 318-nucleotide messenger RNA. Its product is annotated as phosphopantothenoylcysteine decarboxylase subunit VHS3-like. Lineage: Eukaryota; Metazoa; Arthropoda; Insecta; Hymenoptera; Apidae. The record is from RefSeq and is a predicted model, not a curated record.